CUUAAGUUUACUUAACUUAACUCUUAACUUAUAUAGUGUUACAGUUGGUUGUUGGUCAUUACCGUAAGUAAAGAAAAACCAUGUCGACUACCACUGCUCCGGUAUUACCUACCAUACAAUUAAAGGUUAAUUAUAAUGAUAUUCAAGCUAUAAUUAAAGAUUUUAUUCAAUCAUUUAAAGAUAGUACAAUUGAUAUUGAAGAUUUAGAUAUUGAUAAUGAAACUCCAAUUCAUUCAGGUAAAUAUAUGAAUUUACUUCAACGUGUAGCCAAUCGUGAAGAAACUUCUGUACUUAUUGAAUUUGAUGAUUUAAAAAGUUUCCUUAGUAAUUAUGAAAUUAAUCAUGAUGGUUCAAGUUCUCAAUUAACUUCUUCAAGAAGUUUAUUAACUACUAUAUUAAAUAAUACUCAUAGAUAUAUUGAAUUAUUUUCAAAUGUAAUUGAUGAAAUAAUGCCCGAACCAACCAAAGAUAUUAGUUAUAAAGAUGAUGUAUUAGAUGUUAUAUUACAUCAACGUAAAUUAAGAAAUUUAAGAUUACAACAAGAUAGAUCGGAAGAAAUUAAUAAUUUAAGAAGUGGAUUUAAUAUGAAUGAUGAUAAUUCAACAAAUAAUAAUCAAUUAAUUAAUUCAAAUGAUUCAAGUGAUGGAUUUUCUCCUAAAUUAACUCGUCGUUAUAAUCUUUAUUUUAAACCUUUAUCAUUUGAUAAUGGUGUUAAACCAGCUUUAGCAGUUAGACAAAUUAAAGGAACUCAUGUUGGACAUUAUAUUACAGUUAGAGGUAUAGUUACUAGAGUAUCUGAUGUAAAACCAAAUAUUUUAGUUAAUGCUUAUACUUGUGAUAAAUGUGGUUAUGAAAUAUUUCAAGAAGUAACUUCAAAAACUUUUACACCAUUAAGUGAAUGUACUGCUCCAGCUUGUAAAGCAGAUAAUAAUAAAGGUCAAUUAUUUAUGUCAACUAGAGCUUCUAAAUUUUCAAGUUUUCAAGAAGUUAAAAUUCAAGAAUUAUCAAAUCAAGUUCCAGUUGGUAAUAUUCCUCGAUCACUUACAAUUCAUGUUAAUGGAGAUUUAGUUAGAGAAAUGAAACCAGGUGAUACAGUCGAUGUUUCAGGAAUUUUUAUGCCAUCGCCAUAUACAGGCUUCCGGGCAUUAAAAGCCGGAUUAUUAACAGAAACUUAUUUAGAAGCUCAAUAUAUUUAUCAACAUAAGAAACAAUAUGAUUUAAAUAAUAUUUCUAGUGAAUUUGAAAAUAUUAUUGAACAAUUAAGAAAUGAUGGGGAUGGAUAUACAAAAUUAGCUAAAUCUAUUGCUCCAGAAAUUUAUGGACAUUUAGAUAUUAAAAAAGUUUUAUUAUUAUUAUUAUGUGGUGGAGUUACUAAAGAAAUUGGUGAUGGAUUAAAAAUUAGAGGUGAUAUAAAUGUUUGUCUUAUGGGAGAUCCUGGGGUUGCUAAAUCUCAAUUAUUAAAAGCUAUUAGUAAAAUUGCUCCAAGAACUGUUUAUACUACUGGUAGAGGUUCUUCAGGAGUUGGAUUAACUGCUGCAGUUAUGAGAGAUCCAAUUACUGAUGAAAUGGUUUUAGAAGGUGGAGCUCUUGUAUUAGCAGAUAAUGGGAUUUGUUGUAUUGAUGAAUUUGAUAAAAUGGAUGAAAGUGAUAGAACUGCCAUUCAUGAAGUUAUGGAACAACAAACUAUUUCAAUAUCUAAAGCUGGUAUAACCACAACUUUAAAUGCUAGAACAUCUAUUUUAGCAGCUGCUAAUCCAUUAUAUGGUAGAUAUAAUACAAGAUUAUCUCCUCAUGAAAAUAUUAAUUUACCUGCAGCUUUAUUAUCAAGAUUUGAUAUUAUGUUUCUUAUAUUAGAUCAACCAUCUCGUGAUAAUGAUGAAAGAUUAGCUCAUCAUGUUGCUUAUGUUCAUAUGCAUAACAAACAACCUGAAAUGGAUUUCGAACCAUUAAAUUCUGCUACUAUUAGAGAAUAUAUUGCAAGAGCAAGAACUUAUAGACCAGUAGUUCCAAAAGAAGUUGGAGAUUAUGUUGUUCAAUCUUAUAUUAAUAUGAGAAAGGAAUCUCAUAGAAAUGAAGAUUCAAUUAAAAAAUUUAGUCAUAUAACUCCCAGAACUUUAUUAGGUAUAUUAAGAAUGGCUCAAGCAUGUGCAAGAUUAAGAUUUUCAAAUAUUGUAGUAAUGGAAGAUGUUGAUGAAUCAUUAAGAUUAAUUCAAGUAUCUAAAUCUUCAUUAUAUUCUGAAGAUGAAAAAGUAAGAGAAGAUGAAUCCAGUACUACUAAAAUUUAUCAAUUAAUUAAAACCAUUGCUGAAAAUAAUGGUUCGGGAUUCCAAAGAACUUUAUCCUUAAAUGAUAUUAAAGAUAGAGUAAUUGCUAAGGGAUUUACGGUUCAACAAUUUGAAGAUUGUAUUUUAGAAUAUGAUCAUAUUGGAGUAUGGCAUACUAUCGAUAAUGGAGAAACUUUAAUGUUUGUUAUGGCCGAUGAAGAUGAAGAUGAAGAUGAAGAUAUGGAAUAGAUUUCCAUUUUUGUAUAAUAGUUCCCUUGUUUCCUAAUCUCUUGUUUUGUAAUAAUAAUAAUAAUGAUAUAUAAAUAAAAUAUAUAUGUUCUACAUUAAA
Molecule: messenger RNA, 2613 nt
Organism: Scheffersomyces amazonensis
Lineage: Eukaryota; Fungi; Ascomycota; Pichiomycetes; Serinales; Debaryomycetaceae
Gene: CDC47
Product: DNA replication licensing factor MCM7
Exons: 1
Coding region: 81-2513 (810 amino acids)
Biological process (GO): DNA replication; DNA replication initiation; double-strand break repair via break-induced replication
Cellular component (GO): MCM complex; nucleus
Molecular function (GO): single-stranded DNA helicase activity; single-stranded DNA binding; ATP hydrolysis activity
Source: RefSeq, a predicted model, not a curated record